CUCCCACACUAGGAAAAAGCUCUCUGGGGUGACAUCAGUUUCUGCUCGGGAUUCCUCUGGGAUUUUACAAACCUUCCUUUAAGGAACUAUAGUGACACUCUUUUUUCCGAUUGCUUUGGCCCCUUUGCCCACUUUGCAGACCUCAGACCAGCUUUUGGGUGAUAAGGUCAGAGGGCCCCUGUUAAGCCCUGACCGCAGCACUAGGAUCAUCCUGACUCAAUUUGUUUGAGAUCCACCUACAACCAUGACAACCAAGUCCAACAGCGGUGUUCUGGGUUGCAAGGCUUCCUCCUCUCCUCUCUUGUCCUCGCCACCCCGCCAACGCCUGGUCACCAAAGACGGACACUGUGCCCUUCGCCCACCUCUGUGCUCUCCAGGCUCGUGGCGCGGGGCCUUGAGCAGAGCCUGGUUGCUGGCCCUGCAGGACCUGUGGGGACUGUUGGUGGGUCUGCGCUGGAGAUGGGUCCUGCUGGCCUUCUGCGCCUCCUUCCUGGCCCACUGGCUGCUGUUUGCCUGCCUUUGGUACUUACUGGCCCACCUGAACGGAGACCUGGCUGUGCAAGAUCAUGAUGCCCCGCCACAGGGGCAUGUGGUCUGUGUGAAGCAUAUAACCAGCUUCACUGCUGCCUUUUCUUUCUCCCUGGAGACACAGCUGACCAUCGGCUAUGGCACCAUGUUUCCCAGUGGGGACUGUCCAAGUGCCAUAGCACUGCUGGCUGUGCAGAUGCUGCUGGGGCUCAUGCUGGAGGCAUUCAUCACAGGUGCAUUUGUAGCCAAGAUUGCGCGUCCCCAGAAGCGAGCAGGAGCCAUCCAAUUCAGCCCCCAGGUGCUGGUGGGCCAACACCAGGGCCAGACGUGCCUCAUGCUACGUGCCACCAACCUGCUGAAGCGACCUCUAAUGGAUGUAAGAGUAAGCGCGGUGCUCUAUGAGGAGCAUGAAGGUCAGGCCCUCCACCAGACCUCUCUGGACUUCCACUUGGAUCAUCUAGGCCAGCAGCCCUGUCCCUUCUUCAUCUUCCCACUCACCUUUUACCACCCUCUAGACCGCCAAAGCCCCCUCUAUCCCGCCCUGUGUGAGGGUACUUCCAACCAUUUUGAGUUGGUGGUCUUCCUGUCAGCCUUGCAGGAGGGAACUGGUGACUCCUGCCAGAAGAGGACCUCCUACCUGCGCCAAGAAAUCCUAUUUGACCGUUGCUUUGUGCCCGCCUUGGGGCUGGAUGCUCGGGGGAGAUACAUGGUGAGCACCCAGCACUUUGAAACGACCCACUCAAAGGAGCCUUUGAACAAGGACUGUGUUGUGCAAAUCAAUGGAGAUGGCAGCGACAGAAUGGAGUAAUGCUGCGGGAGAGGUCCAAUAGGAACAAAGGGCUGUUUCUGAGAGAUGACUAGGGAAGGUAACAAUGGGGUAGAUAUUUUUUGUCAGAAGGUACUUGAUUUAAUUUGGCAAAUCUGAAUUUAUGUCUUAACAUUUGAAAUUAAAAUGUGUAUCAGACAUGGGUGCUGCUUUGGACUGCCUCACUCCAAUCACUUGAAGUCCCUAGUGGUCAACCUGGGUAUUAUCUCCCACUGAUUUCUCACUUUAUAUCCAGUUUGUUGGAAUUCCUGGGCAGAGCUUGGGUUUUAGUUUUGUUGCUCUGAUCAUUGGUACAUAUGGUAAUAUACUCUUUGAGUUAUUAACUGAGAACCAAAUUAUCGGUGUUGGCAUUAGGGCCUAGAUACUGUAUUUCCAUCAUUUUUUCUUUAUUAAUAUAACCCAAUAUCACAUUUUUUCCUCAGGGGGCUUUACAAUCAGUACAGUGAACAUCACCUUAAUGGCUUUAAUUAAUCAUGUAGUGUGUACAUUUCUAAAUGAGCCACAAGUUAAGUUGUACCAAAUACCCCUUACUAAAAACAGUUUCUGUCAUUUUAAGCAAGUAAUUCCAGUACGAAACAAUAGGACCGAAGUUUUCCAAUCAUUUCCAGGUUUUAGAACUUAUUCCUGCACCACUUAAUUGACAAAUGCUUUGGUUGAAGUACCACUAGCAAUGGUCCUCUGUAAAACUCCCUUGAGAAAUGAAAAUGAGUCACUUUAAUGCAUGCUGCCUAGUUAACACUAGUUUAAAGAGACAUAAUAAUAGAAACAAUACCAUAAUGAUUUACCAUGUUGAAUAUUUCUACUCUCCAGGUAGAUGUUUCCUUCAGUAUAUUUCACUACACUGUGAAAAUCAUCUUACACACACUACCCUCUCAUCAUGUUUCUUUUCAUUUUAGUCAAUAAUAUGGUGCUGUUUGGUAAUGCAGUGCUAGUUCUCAUGACAUACGGAAAUUGACCCCAGUGACUGCUUGAAAGACAAGGCAACACUGAGUCUAUACAGUAGCUAUGCUUGUAGCCCCAUCUGCAUAGUACUGCUUCGGGCUAGUUGCUAACAUAAGGAUGCUAACAAACUCACAAUGAAUAUGACUGAACUCAAAUGUCCACCACCUGGACAUAGCAACUGAGCCCUCCAUGAUUUCUGUUAUGAAAUGUGUUAAAAGACUGGAGACCAUAGUAGUACAACAGGGAGUUAAAAACCUAUUUUAAAAAAGAAGGAAAAGGUUCCAAUGAAAUUUGAUUAUCUGAAUGUUUGAGGUCUACACAUAUGGACUCAGCCAAUGCUAACAUAAAGAUUAUUUUUCCUACCAGCUUAGGUAAGUGUUAAUUGACACUAAACAAAAGCACAUUACAAAAAUUAGUCCUUACAAUUAAGUCAUUUUGCAGGUUUUGGGUAUUGACAAAAGUAUUUAGCAAAGACAACUGUUGUCCUCCCAAUGUCCCCGGGCACUGCACAAUAGCUGCCCACUGCUCCUAGUACUAGGAUGGGUUAAAUGCAGAGGACACAUUUCACUGUGUGUGCUCUGCUGUGUGCAUCUAUGUGACAAAUAAAGAGGGUUUCGUCCUCUGAUUCUAUCUUCUAUGCAGCUAGAGGAAAAGUCAGUUGAAUUUAUCCUCUGGAGAAUAUGAAUGAAUGUCAAACUUUCAUCAAAAUCCAUCCUAUCGUUUUGGAGAUAAUUCAGUGGUGACAAAAAUAGUUAACACAAGAACAUUUACAAAUUCUAUAGUGUUCUUUGGAAAUUGCGAAGCAACAAUGGAUAUGUUGUAGUCAGAGGGUUAAUCACUAUAAUGGUCCCCUAACCUGUUAUGGAUUAAAUGGCAUUUCAGUAGUUCAACAAUACAUUACACUGGUGGGUUUUUAAUGUUUUUAUGAUUCUGUGAUGAAUACUUUCCACUUAAGAUAAUGAUAAUUAUUUUUGGCACUCAUAUUAAGUUGCAUUAAAGCUAACCCUUUAACUGAACACAGAGUUAGAAGGAAUGGCAGUUAUGUUGAAAGUGUUCAAGGAGCAAGUAACAAAAAAGGGAGUGACAGAAUGCAAUGACUCCUCUGCGUUCUCUUGAAAGCGCCUUCAUGUUGCUGAUCAAUGAUUUCUUCUACUGAUGUUUGUGGACAAGCAAAACUAGGGCCUUUCGAAAUUCCACUGUCAAUGUUAAGCUGCUAAGAUUAUUCAUUGAAAGCCUUUCGGAACAAAGACAUCCAUGUCUUAGAGUGAGCUAUAUAACAUUAGACUGACCUGCAUGAAAUGACAUACGGCUUUCAUAGAAUGACUUACUUAAUAAUAAUAAAAAUAAUAAAUUAUAUUUAUAUAGCGCUUUUCAUGAACUCAAAGACGCUUAUGAUUGAUUUGUAGAUUGAUGCUUUUGUUUUGAAAAAUCACUGCUUACAUCUUUAUGGAAAAUCUCAAAUCAAUGUUUUGUGUUCAUAUUGUACAUUACAAAUUUCUCUAGGAUUAGCAAACAAAGUUAGGGAGUUGAGAAGCAGUGUUUUAGUAAAUGUGUGUUCAUAUUUGGAGUAUUUCCCUUUAAAGGCCGUUUAUAUAAAGAGAAUCACUUUGUUAUCUAUAUGGUUUAAAAUAAAUCAUGUAGCAACUUCAGACAUAAGAGAGGAAUUGUUCCACAAAAUGUGAUUGUAAAAGGAUGAGAUCCCAAUGUAUCUCAGAUGCUUCAGUGCCUUUGUACAGUGUACAUUCCAUGAAAUAAAUAUUUUCUAAACAAG
Messenger RNA from Eleginops maclovinus (Patagonian blennie), 4067 nucleotides. It is a transcript of the gene kcnj13, whose product is annotated as potassium inwardly rectifying channel subfamily J member 13. Gene Ontology annotation, cellular component: plasma membrane. NCBI's taxonomy places the organism in Eukaryota, Metazoa, Chordata, Actinopteri, Perciformes, Eleginopidae. The coding region runs from base 245 to 1336 and encodes 363 amino acids. The transcript is spliced from 3 exons. Gene Ontology annotation, biological process: regulation of monoatomic ion transmembrane transport; potassium ion import across plasma membrane. Gene Ontology annotation, molecular function: inward rectifier potassium channel activity. The record is from RefSeq and is a predicted model, not a curated record.